Tetrapisispora phaffii CBS 4417 is the source of this 2427-nucleotide messenger RNA. RefSeq names its product Zrg8p (gene ZRG8). The record is from RefSeq and is a predicted model, not a curated record. The transcript has a single exon. Lineage: Eukaryota; Fungi; Ascomycota; Saccharomycetes; Saccharomycetales; Saccharomycetaceae. The coding region runs from base 1 to 2427 and encodes 808 amino acids.
AUGAGAUCUUUUAUUAAGUCACAUAGAAGUUCAAAUUCAUUAGAUGGUGGUACAGGAAGAUUUAACGAUUCAAAUAACCAAUUCAGUCCGAAAAGACAUAAUAACGAUUUAAUUGAUGUAAGUACAAAUACAGCUGAUGGAUCACAAGAUUCAACACAUUGGAAUCAGUAUUUUACAUCUAAUGUGAAAGAUGGUGAGCAAAGUUUGAGACAUGCGCCAAGUUUUGAUUCAUUUCACAGAUUGACAACAAAUAAAAUGUUUUCUGGUAUACUAUUUAAGAGAAAUAAUACAAGUGGUGUUACUGUGAACAACAACAGUCAAACUAAUAUACAUUAUGACAAGUCACCGACAGUCAAUGUAAAUUCAAUACCAUUCCAAUUCAAAAAUGAUGAUAUACAUUCACCAACGUUAGGCAGAGCAAAUAAUAAUAAUACAAUGAAUGGCAUUAAUCAUGGAGGAACAUCAAUUUCAAGUGGAGUGAAGGGACAUGCUGCAUCAAAAUCUGAAGAUUUAGCAAUUAAGGGUACUAUAACUCAUUCAUGGGGUACAAAAUCUGAUGUUGGACAUUCUGUAAUAAAGCUAAAUGAACCAAUAAUAGAACAUGAGAAAUCAAAUGGAAUCAAGUUAAAUAAGGUUGUUAAUUCUUCAGUUAAACAAAAAUCAGUACUUGAUACUAGAAAUAAUACAGAACAGAUAUCUAAACCCAUUGAUGAAUCUGAACUUAAAAUAACUAAGACUCGGAACAGGAGUGUAAGAAUACAUUCUAAAGAUGAUUUGCACAAAAUGAAUAGUGCUAGUUUAAUUGAUAUUAAAGAUCCCACAUUCGAUAAACAAUAUGCAGAAGUAAUUAGUAAAGGCCUACCGAAAACUAUAUUCAAAGAGGAUACGUUAAAUAAUUUACCUGAUUCAGAGGAGGAAUAUAUCACAGACGACCUUGAAUCAGAAAGCGGCUCUGAGUUUUCGUUCGAAUACGGCGCAGUUAAUGGUAGGACUUCUUCAAUGAAAUACUAUUCUGAACAGAAUCCUCCAAAAACUGUAUAUAUCAAUGAUAUGUAUGAGGAUGAAAAUUUUGACGAAAAUAUGAAUUUCUAUGAAGAUGGUUAUGAUGACGAAUUAGACUUUCCAUCAAAUAAAUACGAUUUCUACGAUGAAGAGGACUUUAAUUUUGAAGAAGAUACUUACGAACAUAACGACAACAAUGAUAAUAAGAAUGUAGUUACUAAUGAUAAAAUGUUAAAAACGGAAGAGAAAGAAGGGAAAGUACGACACAAAAAUUUAAAUAAUUACAAUGAUCUAUUUGAACUAUCAGAUGAUGACGAUGAUAAUGACAUAAUCAAUUCAGAUACUGAUGAAUAUCCCUCAACUACUUAUGAUGACUUAAACAGUACGAAUGACGAACAUAAUAUUCUUAAAAAUAACACAAAUGAAAAGGAUCAAAAUGAAAAUGUUGAGUUGGAAUCUGUAAAUCUACUUGCAAAAACAAAGGUUAAAUCUCAAUUGACAUCAAUGUCUGAUAUCUUUAAUAUUGAUGAUGAAAAAUCAGAUAUAGAUGAAUACAAUAAAUUUAAUUUUGAAGAGGAUCAGUAUGAUGAUGAAAAUAAAUUAGACUCUUUCAACUAUUCAAACACUAGAAAUUUUGAAAAUCAUAGAAUCAAAUCUAAAAUCAAGAAUAACGUACCUGUGAACCAGAUUGGGAUCACCGUCACGUCCGAAAAUGAUAGCACAAUAAUCUUAAAACAUACCACACCGCAUCUUGGAUUUGAACGUUUAGCGCAGGAUAGUUCCAAUGAUGGCAAUACAACUCUAUUGAUUAGCCCAACCAAAUCACACUCAUUAAAAAUUCAUGACAUUAACAGUAAUUUAGAUUCUGAUAUCCCAGGUUCAACACGAGAUCUAUUUUUUAUUGAUGAGACGAAAGAAGAUGCUUAUUUAAAUAAUAUUAAACUAGAAGAAGAAAGUUAUCUGGAUGAAAUUAAUAUCGUACCCGAGGAUUUCGAUUUUUCGGAGCCUAUGGGAACGCUAAGUUGUUUGACAUCUAUCUCUAGGCAAUCUACAGGGUCAUUUAGAAGAACCCAUAGCUUUUCUGAGAAGCCUAUUGGAAAUGUCAAAGAAAAUAAUCCGCUACAAAAUAAACUAGAGAUAAAGAAUAAAACCAUUACUUUUUUUAACAACCAAUGGAACACACCAGUAACAAAUUCUAUUAAACGGAGGUCUCCUAGAAAAUCGUCCCCAGUGAAACUGGAUUCAACUUCAUAUAUUGAUAAUAAUAACAUUCCAACCACCCCAAAACAAUACAAUGAUAGUGAAAGUAUUUCUUUUGCGGUUGCACACGAAUUUGAGAAGCCUAAACCAGAAUAUAUUCAGGACUUCUCAUUAAGCCCAAUUCAAGAAGGUUCAUCAUCUGUGGAUAGUUCACCUCGUCUAUAG